AGGUAAACAUGGAUGGUGUACAUAUAUAGGUGUUGUGAUUACAAGACCUCAUUACAGUCUGGGCACCUGCUCACUCAUUAGCAGCCACCUCACUGCCUGUUCCUGACACAUGAGCUAUAUAUAUACUCAGAACCUGUUCUAGGUAUAGCAUAGCUGGUCCCCUAUCUGUCUGAAAAAAAGUGAUUUGGUACGAGUGCCUUUGCUCUUAAGAUACUUGACCUCUGAAUAUGGACUUAGAACAGAAAAUCCGUGAUGUACAAAGUGCUAUCCAACAUCUGGAGGCUAUCAAGUCACACCUGGACAAAAACACUAAUGAAGUGAAGAGCAACAUGAACACUACAUUCCUGCGUCACUUACGGUCCUUGUGGAAUCGUCAGGUAUUCCUGUUCAGUCAAGUAGACCUCAUUCACAGCACUAAGGAGGAAGUACUACAACGCCAGCUGGUGCGCCUUCACACCCUGCUAACCAGUCUGCAGAGUCAGCUUGGGCAUGAAGAUGGCACUAUGCUCUUUGACAUGAAUGACCUGAGGCCGGAGGAGUCCCCCUACAUCAGUUUCAGGGCAGACACUGCCUCCCUCAAGGAAGCUAUACUCAACUAUGGACGUGUGGACCACACUGGGUUUCCUCUGACCUCACAGUUCAUGGACCCACGAAGCCCAGCAGCCAGUCUGCCACCUCACUUUGAGGACUACGACGAUGCUGAACAUCAUAUCCUGUAUAAAACUGUGGAGGAGAUUAAACAUGCCAAAACCAACAGUCGUAAUAUUGAUGUCCAUAUACCAAAGCUGUCUGCCCGUCCUGAAGACUGGCUGACCCACUCCACUGCCACUACUACCACCGCAUCCGCCUUACAGCCAGCAUUUGCCUUCCCAACUUUUAGUAAAGACCCCAGUGAUUGGCUAAAAUCGUCCGCUACUGAGGUAUCUGGCUCAGGUCUACAACCUAUCAUGUCUGUUAUUUCUCCAGAUGUACUGAAUGCUUCCCCAUCAGUGUCGUUCUGCAGUGCAUCAAGUGUAACGUCGGGUACAAGUAUUCCCCGAGGAAUACCGACUGCCUCGUCCACUACCUCAAGCAUUGACACAUGGCUGCUCCAGAUCAAACAAAACCCAGAUAUGGAGGAGGAAGAUGAUUUUGAGAUUGUUGAUGGAUCAGGAGCUACAGGAGUCUAUGACACUGAGGACAUUGCUGACCAACCCUCUGGGACCACUCCCUCAGUAGACAUACACCGCUGGACUGCCUCACCAAGUGUGACCUGGCUUAAGUCAGAGUCCCAAUCGACAGGUACUCCUCAGGUGGUUGGACAUGAUGUGAUUGCCAAUUACCUGGCCAAAAGGGACAAUGACCUGUCGGUGUGGCUGGCACCAAAGCAGAAGACAGGCUGCUGUGGGGAUUCCUGCUGUGACAAACCUGCCAAAUCUGUUGAGAUAGAAAAUCUAGGCGACUAUCUGGCUGACAAGCUUUGGAUCAAGUGCAACAAAAACAGUGAGAAAUCAGGACAAGUUAGUGGCCUGUGCAAGGCAAAUGAACCGUGUCAGUCCUUCAACGAUUGUUUAGGAACACCCUCCUGCCUCGAGGAACACCAAGAAAGAGUCAGUGGCAUGGAUGUCACUGAUUUGCCUGGUUUCAGUAUCUUCAAACAUAGCAAUGACAACCAGACAUGGCUUGCCAACGGAGGAAAGAAUGUAGGACCGACAACCCGAUGUGUGGGAUUUGAACAUUUUCAGCGAGCAAGUAGAGAAAUUAAGGAUUGGUUACUGAAUGAAAAGGACACCUGCAGUCAGCCUAAAAAAGCACAUGCAAUGACCAUCACUGAGGUCCUUGGGAACACUGACAGCCGGGUAUGGUUGCAUCUGGAUGAGGCUAACAAACUACCACCAUUAAGCACUCCUUUCCAGUCAUGUGGCACGUGGGACCAACUUAUUAAGCAACAUGGUGAGAUUGGAAGUGACCAGUGGCUCCUACCCCCCAAUGUCCAUAGCAUCACCGAUAUUGGUAAGGUCACACAAGACGUCGACCAAGAGAUAUGGUUGUUGCACAAAGAAAGCAUGGAAACUGAAAUCCCUUCCAAGGAACAAGCCAUAGAAGUACCCUAUAUUCACGAGAAUAAUGCAUUCUGGCUGCAUGACUGAACUGUUUCCUUACCUCUGGUUUUGGACUAACAUUGAACUUUCAUUGAUUGAAGACUUAUUCUUGUUACCUAGGUUAAGGUUCAAAUUAAGACCAUCAGUGACAUGAAUGGUGUCUCCACUGUUGAUAUGCUUGAAUUCGUAUACAUUUCACAAGAUCUUAGCACUCGAAUGGUCCGCAAAAUAAUUGUGAUAUUUUGUGCAAUAAAUUAGUGAUAGUUCUAUGUAAAAUGAAUUCAUAAAAAAAUGAUUACCUUGGUAUAUAUGGAUAAGUCUGUGAAUGUAUUGUUUAUAAGUUAUACAUAGGAUCAUAAUGAGUUCCCAGUCUGUGACUACAAUGUGUUAUUUACCCCUACAUAAAAUCAUAAAUGAGUUCCCAUUUCCACAAGAUUUAUGAAAAAGUCUCAGAAUAUGUUUAAGAAAGUUUACUAUGGCUAAAAAGAUAAGUUACUGGUGAGCUUCAUCAAUCUCGUAAAAUAUAAACAAAUUAAAAAACUUUUUUUUUAUGGCAAAACCAAGAAUUUCAUACAAAAAAAAUGAAAAAAAUAUGUGUUCUCCCUCAGAUUUUGAAUAAUGCAAAUCCUCUGUGUAACCCAGGAAAUAUGUGAAACAACUAGAUCUUAUUUAUUUUUAUUGGUAACUUUUUACCUGUUGAUAAUUGGUCUGAAGUAUAAUCAAUUUAGAUAUUUUAUUCAAUUUUUGAGAUGACAUUUGAUUUCCUUGUGUACUUGGUGCAGACAGUAUGUAUUAAGUAAGUAUUUGUAAGAAAGGUCUAAUGUUGUACAGUCUGUAGACAUUCGUUUCUACACUGAGAAUAAUAUAGGUUUAUGCAGUGGAAUUUCUUUGGUUGCCAUGACUAAAUUUAUGUUGAGAUAAUUCUACAACAAAAAAGACAGGACUCGGUACCAGACUGGACGACCUCAACUUUUUGUGUAAAAAAAUUGGUACACUGUGUUAUACAUAUAAUGCAUUUCUUUGUCAAUGUGGAAGUUUAUAAUGCAUUUUGGCAAUGUGAAAAUUUAUAAUGCAUUUUGUCAAUGUGUGAGUUUAACAUGCGAUAAUUUCACUGAUACAUUGUAUAUAUAUAUAUAUAUAUAUAUACGUAUUUGUCAUGGUUGAAGUUUAUAUUCCGUUUGUCAAUUUGAAAGUUUAUAAUGUGAUUCUACCAUUGUAAAAAGUUAAUGCAUUUCUGUUUAUGUGAAAGUAUAAUACAUUUCUGGUUAUGUAAAAGUUUAAUGACAUUCUUUCAGUGUGAAUUUUAUCUAUUGAAACUGUGAUAAAAAUUCCUGUAAAAUGAAGGUAUAUACUAAUAGUUCCACUCUAAAUAAGGUAAUUAUUUUUUAUUAAAAUCCCCCUCCCCGGUGAUGGCCAUACAACCAGGUAAAUGCAGGUGUAUGGUUCUGCUGAAAUGUAUUUGUUACUAUUCCCUUUCUCUACUCUAGUCAAAACAUCAGAUGCUUAUUACAUACCUUGAAUGUUAGUUUGUUACUUUGCACAUGCUGAAUAGAUGUGUAGGAUAUUUCAGACUAUUAUCUUUCCAAUCAAUGUUAAAGAUGAAAAUAAUGUAUUAUUCUCAUAUUCCACUUCCAUUGCUUGCAGUUAAGUAUAUUCAAGGUGAUUCAUUUCAUAAAACAUGUUAUUUCUAAUAAAAUAACAAUUUAUGUUAAGUUCAUACAGAUGUCUUCAAAACAUAAAUGUGGGACAUCAGCUAAUUUGUAACACUUUGUAAAUACCAUGGAAGUUGUUGAUGAGCGAAGCCAUCGAGGCGAGAGUUUUUACGCCUUUCCUCCCACCAUUUUACUUCGGUAUAUGAAUAUGUAUCUGGCCCCAAAACAGAAACUCUGUUUAACAGAGUCAAAUAUAUUCACCUUGAAGAAUUGUUGGUAUUAUAUAUAAUCAGAAGGCUUUUAUUGAUGGAGCCAAUAUUAAGAAUGUUGUGGUAGAAGGACAAAUUCAUAUGAGUGAAUUAAGAUUUGAAUUGAAGUGUUUCAUUUUGGUCCUGACAGCACAGACAAUACAUGAAUUGUAUUGAUCUGGUUUACUGGUUCCUGUUCAGUAUUGUUUUGAUUCAUUGUAACACAGAGCAGUAAUCACGAGCCAGUGAAUUGGUCUCCUUACAUUUACAUUAAGAGGAUCAGAAUUGUAUAUAUAGCUCUGAUGGCUUUCAGCUACACAGUAAUUCUCUACAUGUAGACAAUUUUGUCAAAUAUAUAUAAAAUGAUCUGCUGAAUAUGUGUGUAUUGUUGUGUAGAUAACGAAUUGUAUAUGAAAUGAUCAGAUAUAAUAUCAUGUACUAGUUUUUCAUGGUUUUACCUGUGUAAGAGUGGUCUUGGCUGUCAAAGUGAAGGGUUGUGCUACUAUUUUCUACAUCCAUAUUAGCAUGAUUUUAGCAUCUCUCUUAAAAGUGUUAGGAAGAAAUUAAUUUCCAUGUUUGAAUCAUUCAAAAAGCUGCUGACACAACUAAAGUUACACGAGUUGGGACAGUGCAAAAGUCAACAAAAUAUGCAUACAUUAAUUUUCCUGGUGCAGGGGCAUUGUUAAUACUAAUAGUUGCAGACAUAAAUGAUCAACGCAGGGGAGAACUUUGAAUGCUAACUACAUCAGUCAUGAUGAUGUAGAAGGGAAAUUUGAAUGAAAAUUACAGGCAGAAGUUACGAUAAUGUAGAAGCAUUUGUUUUAUUUUAGUACAAAUGACUGUCAUGAGUUAUUACAGUGCAGAGGGCAACGGUAAGAAAAAAAAUGCAGGCAUUAUUUAUGACAAUGCAGAAAGAAAUUAACAAAAAUCACUGAUAUGUGUUAGGAGAGUGAGGGUGAGAAUUGUCAAAGGUACGGUACAUACAUGUGAUAUGAAUUUGAAGGAAAAGUUACGCUAUCAAUACAAGGCUAGAUGUGUCGUUGAUAAAUUGGUAUUCCUUCAUCACCAGCAGUGUCUGGAAUAAGGAAGAUUGUUGGACAUGGAAUCCUGUGUAUUGACAAAGUGAAUUGAAGAAUGAAGUUGAUAUAUUAUGUACAUGUUCAUCUGUUGCAAAAUAAAUAUUUAUUCUGAUA
Messenger RNA from Mizuhopecten yessoensis (Yesso scallop), 5174 nucleotides. Its product is annotated as nuclear receptor coactivator 4-like. Bases 228 to 2129 code for a protein of 633 amino acids. Lineage: Eukaryota; Metazoa; Mollusca; Bivalvia; Pectinida; Pectinidae. Gene Ontology annotation, molecular function: transcription coactivator activity. The record is from RefSeq and is a predicted model, not a curated record. The transcript has 7 exons. Gene Ontology annotation, biological process: intracellular iron ion homeostasis; response to hormone.